This is a messenger RNA of Diceros bicornis minor, 2998 nucleotides long. RefSeq names its product anomalous homeobox (gene ANHX). Gene Ontology annotation, biological process: regulation of transcription by RNA polymerase II. The transcript has 9 exons. Lineage: Eukaryota; Metazoa; Chordata; Mammalia; Perissodactyla; Rhinocerotidae. Bases 479 to 1969 code for a protein of 496 amino acids. The record is from RefSeq and is a predicted model, not a curated record. Gene Ontology annotation, cellular component: nucleus; transcription regulator complex. Gene Ontology annotation, molecular function: DNA-binding transcription factor activity, RNA polymerase II-specific; RNA polymerase II cis-regulatory region sequence-specific DNA binding.
GCUCCCUCAGGCCCCAUGGCCCUGAUUUGCAGGAAGGCAAAUGGGGUCUGCCCAGGCCCUGGCCCAGGGAACCUCCUAACUGCUCUGAGAGGCCUUGGCAUCCAUCUGGCAGAUGCUGGGGAAAUCUGAGGACCCCAACACACCUGGUCCCUGCCCCCACUGAGCCCAGAGGAGAGAAACAGAACACAGUUACCACGUGUGUAAGAACAUGGAGGGUAUUGGAGGCCCAGGAUGGGGCCCGUGGACAGGGCAUCAGGGGAAUCGACGAAAGGUCCAGAGGAGUAAGACUGUCCACCUGACUCAGUGUUGGUGCACAGCCAGGGACUAAACGGAACUUCUAGUGGGCAUCUGAUGCCCAUGCCUCUUCUAGGGUGAGCUCUUGUUAUCACCACGUUCCAAGUGUCUGUGGCAGGAGGGGCCUCGCAGAGCUGGUCUGAAGGUUGAUGCAGUCAGCCUGUGGUCAGUGCUGGCCGUCGUCAUGACUGCCGUCUUGUUUGCAGAGGGCCCAACUCGACGCGGGAUGCAGAGCUUCCUGAAGCUGCUGAGGGGGAGUGAGGGUGCCGGCCCGCCCUUGGCGGAGCUGGUGACCCUCGCAGGCAGGCUGUGCCGCGACCUCCAGGACGACCCCAUCCAGGUGCAGCCCUUGGUCACGGCUGUGCUGGACAGCCAGCUCCGCCUGCACCUUCUGGACAAUGCGGACGUGGCCCUGGUGUGCGCCCGCGUGCUGACCCAGCAGGAGCAGCACCAGGACGCCUGCCGGCUGCUGGAGGGCUGCCGGGUGCCAGGUGGCAGCCAGGAGCUGGUGCAGCUCUGGAACGACAUCCACUACCGUCUGGUCAUGAAGCGCCUGGGUGUGGCCACGCUGACCCCGGUGCAGAGGUUCCGCUGCAGGAAGAGGAACCCACCACCCCCAGCCCUCUGUCCUGGCGGCCUGAAGAGCCGGAAUUUUUCCACAGAGGUUCGCCAGAAGCUGCAUGAUUUCGCUUCGGGCGUGAGCACCAACCCCAGCAAGGCUGAGCGGGAGAGCCUGGCCUCGGAGACGAGCCUGAGCGCCGAGCAGGUCUACAACUGGUUCGCCAACUACCGGCGGCGCCAGCGCGCCCUUCUGCAGCGCGCGGAGCCGGCCCCGGACGCGGCCGCGGACCCCGGUGCGAGGGCGAGGGUCCCGUACGCCCCGCGGCCCCCGGGCCGCCCCCGCGUGGGCUCCGGGCGUGGGCACCGGCCUCUGUGGUCAGCAGGACGUGAGGAAAAUGGGCCUGUACAGUCUCCGGAGACGACCCAAGGGCCAUGGGAGCCGCUGGCCCUGUCCCUGGACUUCUCUGGAGAUGAGACUAUGCCACAGCCAGUGGCUCCCAGGUCUCUGCAGGGUGCUGAGAUGUACCAGGAGGGGCCUGGCCAUGGUCCUGCCACUCUCCCUGCCGUCUGCCCUGGCUCUGGCCUCUGCCCUCUGGCUGUUGGCAGUGAUGUGCUGGACCCCUCCCUGGCUGCCCCUGAGUCGUGGCUGAUGUCCCUUGCACUGGCAUCCUCCAAGGAAGUUUCCUUCCAGACUGGGCAGCUGCUCCACGGUCACGGGCUGGACUUCAUGACGCGCCCUGCAGACGCUGCUGUGACUGUAUCCAUCACUGCCCUCGGCGAGCCCAGCCCCACAGGAUUCGCUGACGCACCUAGAGGCAAUUCCCGGAGCACGUACCUGGAGGAGGGUCCAGGCACGAGUGGUGGCCACGCAGAACAACAGGCAGGCAGCUUCCUGGUGACACAGCCCCCACCGCAGGCUCCCGAAUUCAUCCUCACCCCGAGCGCCCCAGAGCUGGCACCGGCCCCGUCCGCCUUCCCCGGCCCUGUGUCCACUGUGGAGCUGAGCCAGCCCCUGCCCUCCAGCCAGGCGCAGUGGCCCGACAGCCAGGCCUCCAGUGAUGCCUUCUGGGGAGCCAGGAUGCUCCUCGAGCUUUCAGGGGGUAACCUGGGCUGAGCUGCCCCUUGGGAACCCAGCCAGUGCCCAGGGGAGCAGGUGUGGACACCCGGCUGUUCAACACAAGUUACAGUUUUAUCCAGACUGAAAAAAAGGAGGUUCCCCAGAGUUCUGGGGGUUCUGCCAAGAAGCACUGAGAGCUGUGUAGCCCCCUGCUGUGUUUGAAUAGUUUGUUUGCCAGCUUCUCCCUAUAUCAGAGGAAGCAUUUGAGAAAUGUCCCUGAGAUGAGGAGUGGAAGGGGGGUCUGCUUCACUCAGGCGGCGGCAGAUCACAUGCUCCUGGGCAGGUUCUGAGCAGUCAAAGGUCUUUCUGGAGAGGAGGAUGUUCCGCUGCUGGCCACCCUCCCCCGUCCUGUGACAAGGCUGAACUUCUCCACCCAGUUCCCUUGGUGAGUGAGGCAUGGGCAGCGUUCUGACGUCUGUGUCUGUGGGGGCUUCUACAAAGAGGCAGCUGUGGUUGGGGACCAUCCCUAGGGUGGGCCAGGGUGCGUUUUCCCCUCAGGUUGUAAUUCAUUGUGUUUGCAAGACAAAUGUUGUAUUCAAUUAAAUUAAAGUUUUAUGUUCUGAACUCCCCCCUUUUAUUCACUUAACUAUAACCUGGACACCUGUCCCUGUCAGUCCCUGGCUAGCCUUUCACAGCAUGAGUGCACAUUAAUUGACAUAUCGUUAGGAUUGUUUCUGAUGUCUCUGUUUUAUAAGGAGACAUCUCUGCCAUCUGCUCUUUAUCGAGUUACUUUGUUGUGGGAACAAGGAAUUGCCCCGUGGUGAAAUGGUUGUGCCCAAGCCCACUGGGCCCCGGGGGCCGAGUGUGGUGCGUCCUGGCACAUCUGACCCCCUUCUCCACGUGUGACUGACACUCAGGACUGUCACCUCUAGGAAUAGGCCCGUGAUCCUCGCCUCCCCCAUUGUGUUAGUCGGCAGAUGUGUGCUGAGCAGCUUGUGUGAAACAGCCGGGAGCAGAGUCAGGUUUGUGCCCUCGGGCCUCACAGGAUCGUGGGGAAGACAGGAAUAAGCGGGCAGUUAUGGGUAG